CUCAUUGUUGUUGAUGUAAUGGUGUCGGUGUUGACUACGCAAACAAAUGCCCAACCGUAGGAGUAGUAGUACUAUUAAUUUGUCUGAAGCUCCCAACUGAAUUGAUCAGAGUAGAAAAAGACGCAUCAAAUUGCUGUGCCCGAUCCGAGUAGUUAGUAGAUUUGUUCAAAUUCCACUCUCAAAUCGGAUCUGGUGAGGAGAAAUAAUUACUAAGAGCAAUCUCAAAAACACAGAGAGAGAGAGAGAGAGAGAGAGAGAGAGAGAGAGAGAGAGAGAGAGAGAGAGAAUUGGAAUGAAUGUUGGGCGAUCAACGGAUCCAAUUGGGGAAAAGAAAGGAAAAUAUUACGAAUUUCUUGGAUCGGCUCCCCGAACGAGAAAGCAGAGCUAAACUUGCAUAUUUUCCCUCAUAUUCGUGCAAAAGUCAACAUUGUUAGAAUUUGUUGUUAUAGUCUCGAUCUUGCAUUGAAUAACUCGAUAUAACUACCAUUACAUAUUUGCUGCCGUAAUAUUUUUUAUAGGCGAAAGCCAGUAUUAUUAGAAUAGCUAGAUUUAUUGUUGUACUUUGGAUUUUGCAUUCAAAUCGACUUUUAAAACCCGAUAUAAUUAGAUUUCAUAUAUACUGAGGGAGGGGUAUAUAGAGGUAGCUGUUUAGAAUGAGCAAGGAACCUGUGAAACUAGACGACGAGCAGCUGGCAGAGUUGCGAGAAAUCUUCCGGUCGUUCGACCGGAACAACGAUGGUAGCCUAACUCAGCUCGAACUCGGAUCCCUACUCAGAUCACUGGGUCUGAAACCGAGUCCCGACCAGCUCGAAACCCUGAUACAGAAAGCGGACACCAACAGCAACGGCCUGGUGGAGUUCUCGGAGUUCGUGUCGCUGGUGGCGCCAGAGCUCCUCCCGGCCAAGUCCCCCUACACGGAGGAGCAACUGGUGCAGCUGUUUCGGAUGUUCGACCGCGACGGGAACGGGUACAUCACCGCGGCGGAGCUGGCUCACUCGAUGGCGAAGCUGGGGCACGCUUUGAAUGCGGAGGAGCUGACGGGGAUGAUCAGAGAGGCGGAUACGGAUGGGGAUGGUCGGAUUAGCUUUCAGGAGUUUUCUCAGGCGAUUACUUCUGCUGCUUUUGAUAAUUCUUGGGCUUGAACUACUAUUGGAAUCCUCAGGUUAGACCAUAUCAUGGUCCCAAGUCUGUUGGCCGGUAUAUAUAUCGUUCAAGCACAUAAAAAUGCAUAAAGUCUUGACAUUGUUAGUGCUCAUUCUACUCAAAGCCACAAACCCAAUUUUGCAUCUUAGAAAUUGCAAGAGCUAAACGUUCAUGGGGAUACUGUUCUUGUUCUCCUCGGUGUGAGAUUUGAGGGUUUUUUUUUUUUUUUUUUUCCCUUCAUGGUAGUUCAAUUUUCUUAUAAGAGCAUCAGUGUACUUGAUCUCUUCAGUGAUUUGAAUGUCUCAGCCACCAUUUCAUAGAAACACACUGCUGCUCCUUUGGUUGGUUGAUGAUUUUCUUGACGACAAACCUAUUUUGAUAUUUUGGCAGGGCAUAUUUGAUAUUU
Molecule: messenger RNA, 1549 nt
Organism: Rhododendron vialii
Lineage: Eukaryota; Viridiplantae; Streptophyta; Magnoliopsida; Ericales; Ericaceae
Product: probable calcium-binding protein CML18
Exons: 2
Coding region: 654-1142 (162 amino acids)
Molecular function (GO): enzyme regulator activity; calcium ion binding
Source: RefSeq, a predicted model, not a curated record